AUGAGUACAAUCUUUCCUCUGGAGACACCCUCUCAGAAAGCCGUUGUUGCAGUCGCAAUAAUCUUCAGUAUACUCCCGGCUACAGCAGUUGGGCUUCGAGUUGUGGCCAAGCGGAUCGUUCACCGCGGUUUGGACUGGAGUGACUAUCUGAUAGUCGCAGCAUCGGUUGUGGUGGGCGGCAUGGGACUACACGUCGAGGAUGUCAGGGAGACGUACGGACCAGAACCCAUCGCGAUCACCUUCAAGUUAUCCACGAUUCUGGUCACUUUUUCCAUCUGUCAACCUGUCGAGAUGAACUGGAACCCGCUUACCCCAGGGGGUCACUGCGGCAAUCGAAUAUUGUCGUUCCGCCUCAUCGGUGCGGUAAAUGUCAUUACAGACUGUUUCAUAUUCAUCUUGCCAGUGAAAUAUUUGAUCGCCCUCCGCAUUCAGCUGCAUAGGAAGAUUGUCCUAAUUGCAACAUUCACAUUGGGUCUGUUCACCUGCAUAUUGAGCAUAGUCCGGAUAGUGAUACUCUCCGAAGUUGACUUCACAGACGUCACACACAGUCUGCCAGACCCAGUUAUCUGGAGCGGUCUGGAACCCAGUGUCGCCGUGACACUGGCCUGUAUACCUCUCUUGCGUCCUCUUAUUCGAAGACGGACUUACUCGCAGCAAGGAUCAACGACGCGUCCUACCAUUCAAUUGAGCUCAGUAAAAAAUGAUGGGACUUUGGACCAGAUGCGCGGGAAUAAUUUAUCACAAUUGCACCUGACACCGCAAGAAGUCCAUGCAUCAUGCAAUGAAAAUAUCAAAAACGAUGCCGAAGUUUGA
This is a messenger RNA of Pseudomassariella vexata, 813 nucleotides long. RefSeq lists its product as uncharacterized. Lineage: Eukaryota; Fungi; Ascomycota; Sordariomycetes; Amphisphaeriales; Pseudomassariaceae. The transcript has 5 exons. The coding region runs from base 1 to 813 and encodes 270 amino acids. The record is from RefSeq and is a predicted model, not a curated record.